Gavialis gangeticus (Gharial) is the source of this 5001-nucleotide messenger RNA. RefSeq names its product phosphatidylinositol glycan anchor biosynthesis class G (gene PIGG). Bases 129 to 2822 code for a protein of 897 amino acids. The transcript is spliced from 13 exons. Lineage: Eukaryota; Metazoa; Chordata; Crocodylia; Gavialidae. The record is from RefSeq and is a predicted model, not a curated record. Gene Ontology annotation, biological process: GPI anchor biosynthetic process. Gene Ontology annotation, cellular component: endoplasmic reticulum membrane.
CCCCGCCUGGCGCAGGAGUCUCUUCUAAUUGGACCAAGAUUCCACCACCACUCUUCAAAAAAGCUGUCAUAGUUUUGAUAGAUGCUCUGAGAGAUGAUUUUGUGUUUGGAUCAAAAGGUAAACAGUUCAUGCCAUAUGUUACACAGCUUGUUGAUAAAGGAACGUCCCACAGUUUCAUAGCUGAAGCAAAGCCACCCACUGUGACCAUGCCUCGAAUUAAGGCCCUGAUGACUGGUAGCCUACCAGGUUUCAUUGAUAUUAUCAUGAACCUUAAUUCUCCAGCGCUCCUGGAAGACAAUCUUAUAUGGCAGGCAAAAACAGCUGGAAAAAGAAUAAUCUUUUAUGGGGAUGACACUUGGGUUAAGCUGUUUCCAAAGCAUUUUGUAGAAUAUGAUGGAACUACGUCAUUUUUUGUGUCAGAUUUUACAGAGGUCGACAAUAAUGUUACCAGGCAUUUGGAUACAGUGUUAAAAAGAGAAGACUGGGAUAUACUAAUACUUCAUUACCUGGGAUUGGACCAUAUUGGUCAUAUUAGCGGACCCAACAGCCCUUUGGUGGGACCAAAGCUGCAGGAAAUGGAUAAAAUCCUUAAAAAGAUUCAUCUCUCUCUCCUCUCAAAGGAAGGAGAGGCUUCUUUGCCUAACUUACUUGUUGUGUGCGGUGACCAUGGGAUGUCUGAAACUGGUAGCCAUGGGGGUUCCUCAGAGGAAGAAGUACACACACCUCUGCUAUUUGUCAGCUCUGCUUUCAAAAAAAAAAGCGGCUCUUUAAAACAACCAGGACUUGUGCAGCAGACUGAUUUAGCUGCCACAUUGGCAAUAGGUCUUGGUCUGCCAAUCGCAAGAAACAGCAUUGGGAAUCUCAUAUUGCCUGUCAUAGAAGGGAAGACAAUGAGAGAACAACUAAGGUUCUUGCACUUGAAUGGGUUUCAGCUUAGCCAGCUACUUCAAGAGAAUGUACCUACAUAUGAAAAAGAUCCUGGAUUUGAGCAUUUUAAGGUAGCAGAAAAAUCCCAUGGAAAUUGGAUCAGGCUUUACCUAGAAGGAAAUAAUUCAGAAGUACUCUUAAACCUUGGCAAAAAGGUCCUUAAACAAUACUUAGAGGCUCUGAAGAUACUGAGUUCUUCACUCAGCAGACAAGUGGCACAAUAUGAUAUGUAUUCAAUGAUGGUAGGGGCUACAAUAAUUCUGGAGGUUCUAUUUCUGCUCUUGCUUAGCCUUCCAAAAGCACUGAGCAGUAAGGCUGAAUUUGAAGUGCCACUUUCGUCUGCCCUGUUCUCUCUGCUGUUUUACCUGAUAUGUCUGAUGCUCUGCGCAGUUCAUGUAAUUGUAUGCACAUCAGCAGAAAGUUUGUGCUAUUUCUGCAGUAUUUCAUGGUUAAUGGCAGUUGGAGUGAUGAUGCUGAUUUCUGCACUGAUGUGCAUAAUUUUAUCUGCCCUUGGAAAGAUAUUUAUGAAUAAUAAACUUCCAGCAAAGAAUUCAGCUGUCUCCAAUUCUAGCUGGUCAGAAUUAGAUGUACUCAUUUUGGCAGGAACUCUUGGCCAUGUUCUCAGUCUGGGGGCAAGCAGUUUUAUAGAAGAAGAGCACCAAACCUGGUAUUUUCUUAUCAAUACCCUUUGUCUGGCACUGUGCCAGGAAAUUUGUAGGCACUACUUUCUUUUGAAAGAAUCUGAUCUUCAGUUUAGCACUGUUCUGAAACAGACUGUUGAAGAUUUCAAAGAAACGGGUCACUUCAAGGAAGUUGAUAUACCAGCAUGUGAUUCAAAACUGAACAAGUUUGCCACCUCAGCUGAACUUAGAAAAGGCUCCGAAAAAUGGAUAGGCUUAGCAAGUCCCUGGAUCAUCCUUAUUUGCUGUCGGCUACUUCGUUCAUUAAACCAGACAGGAGUUCAGUGGGCUCAUCGGCCAGAUUUUGGACACUGGUUAACAAGUUCUGAACAUAAAGCUGAACUUUCUCUUCUAGCAGCUAUCUCCUUAGUUAUGAUCUUUAUUCUGGUUCAGAGGAGAUGCUCCCUGGUUUCAAAAAUUGCGAUGGCACUUGGGCUCUUGGGAAUCUACAGUUAUCGUGCAGCCAUUGGAAAUGUUGUAUUUCCAUGGCAACAAAGCAACAAAGAUGUUUCAAAGGGAAUUAUUGAAGCUCGUUUUGUUUAUGUCUUUGUCCUUGGCAUAAUUUUCACUGGUACCAAAGAUUUACUCAGGUCACAGGUUAUCUCUACAGACUCCAAGACAAAAAUUACAGGCUUAUGGGAAAUAUAUAGUGGAUUGGUUCUCCUAGCGGCUCUGCUGUUUAGACCCCAUAACUUGCCAGUCCUGGUGUUUUGUCUGCUAAUUCAACUGAUAAUGACAAGAUGCAUCUGGACGCCAUUGAAAUUUGAUGCAGCUCAAAUGACUAUAGUGCAUUAUUGGUUUGGUCAAGCUUUCUUUUAUUUUCAGGGAAAUUCAAAUAGCAUCGCUACAGUGGAUGUUUCAGCUGGUUUUGUGGGGCUAGACAACUAUGUGGCAAUACCAGCAAUUUUCCUUACAGGAUUUGCAACAUAUGCUGGACCUUUCCUGUGGGCCAUUCAUUUACUGUGCUACUUGAGCUCUGAAGUUAGCAGGCAUUCGGCAGCGAUGGGUCAUGGCUGUUUCUGCUAUGCUCUGAUACAUUCUAUUCCAGUUGCUGUCUACAUAAUUUUGGUAACAGGUCUACGUUACCACCUAUUCAUAUGGAGUGUUUUCUCACCCAAGCUACUUUAUGAAGGAAUGCAUGUGUUCAUUACAGCUGCUAUUUGUGUGUUCUUCACAGCCAUGGAUCAGAAACAGUUUCAGAAAAUUCAAGACUGAAAGUGAAUGUACUGUACAGAACUGUGUCGUCAUGGUACCCAGGGAGUUACUGGAUUAGAUAGAAUGAAAAUGAUGGAAUAUCCUGAAAUUCAGAGCCAUUUUUAUUAUUAUUAUUAACCUCCACCAUAUAUGCUGUAAAGGAUUUACAUUUAUUUAAAAAGAUUUUGCGUUUUAAAAGGUUGAACUGGAAUAGAUCCAGUUUUUCCUAUUAUUUGUUACAGCUCCCUUAUUCUGUACUGGCCAUUCUGGAAUUGAUGAAUAUCCAUAGUUAUAAUAUUGCUCAUUCAUGUACAUUUCUCAGUAAGCAGAAAGUUUAGUUUUUAGCAUCUUGUUGGAUGAGGCUUCAGAUAUUAAGAACUAUUUAACUAAUUCAGUUUUAUAGUAUUUUAUCUGACGGUCUUCAUAAUUAAAGGCCUCAUCCUACGGAAGUUACUGGGAGAUGUAUCAAACCUUAAAUGAAAAUACGGUCCUUCUUCAAUAUGGGAAAAAUGCACUUGUCAAAUGUAGAUUUCUUUGGAUAUUCUUACACUGCUCUUUUUGUCUGUAAUUUCAUACUCUAGUAUUUUAACUAGGAAAUGUUAAAGGCAAGUUUAUUAACAAAACAUUCCCAAAAAGCCAUUUACCAACAGGAAUAACACCAUUUUGAAGUAAUCUCAUAAAUUUUAGUUAUAGGAAUAAGUUGUAGGUGUUUAUAAAUUGAAGAACGUAUAUUUUCUUGUAGAGUAAAAUAAAUAAUGGUCAAGGAACUGUGACUUGGUGUUAGCUAUUUAUCAAACUAACAGUUCUUUGACAGGUUUAUAUAACAAAGCAACUCAUAUUUAUAUUUUGAAGUGCUUAACGUGGAAGGUAUGGAUAAAAAUGAUAUAUGAUGGCCAACCUUUGUCAAUGGAGUCCUUAAUAGCUGAAGCAUGACAAAUCACUGUGAUAUUAAAUAUUUUAUGUAAACAGAUUUGUAUAGAUAUAUAGCCCAAUGCCUAUCAAGCUUCUAAAAGUGAGGAAUUGUUCUGAAAUGCUGUACAUUUUUACAUAAACUUUAUAGUAACUAUAAUUUAUACUGUCACAGUUUUUUCCUUAAAAUAAAUUAUCUCAAGACAAUUCAUAAUGAUUUGGUGAAGCUUAUAAGGUCUUAUGUUCCUUAACUGUGAUAUCCGUGUUUCCACAGCAUGUGUUUUACCUCCCAUCAAAAUCGUGUAAGUCUUAUGCAUAGUAAUUGAAUGUACUUUUUUUAGCAAUUUGCUUUAGUGAGUGAAAUAUCUAUUCCAUUUCUUAGAUGAGUGCUAUAAUUAAGUUUGAGGUACUUCUUGAUUUCUUUCUCCUGCCCUUUGGGCAACAAAUCAGAAACAUUAAGGGCUAGCAAAGUAAUGAAUCUUCUAUGAAGCCUGAAUGAUUAGCUCUCAAGUGUGGUGUUUCCUGUUGCUAAAUAUGUAUAAAUGUUAAAUCAUACUGGUUGUUGCACUGAACAUUUCUACAUGUUUUUCACACAGCCACAGAAAUGUGAGAGCCUUCAGGAGUGAAAGAGCUAAUGAACUCAAGGGCAAGGAUACUUUAUUGAGAUAUGUCAUAUUCCCUUUAGCUUAAAAUCAUGCAAUAUGCCCUCAAGGAUUAUGGCACAAUAAAUACACAUCUCUGUCAUUUUCCAUGGUGCUGUCAAGAAAACAAAUACAUUGUUAAAUAGUCUAUAAUAAAUCAUUCUUUUAAUAUUUUCUUAACUUCUGUUUUGGUCUAUGUAACAACAUAAGCACAGUCAGUAUCUCAGCUAAAUGUAUUAGAGGUGUGCUGAGGGAUGAACAAAUGAUGAAUUUCAUCUCCUCUUGCACUGCAUCCAUCUGAAAGUAAAUGCUUUUGAGACCUCUAAGUCAUUACUGAAGCUGAUGGCCCAUUUGUUAGGAUUGUUAAUGUCCUUUUUCAUCUAAUCUCUCAAAGUAAGUUACAGAAAGAUGCCCCUUCAUUUUGGUACGUGCACUUCCAUUACCAAUAAGAGACAGCAGACCUAUCUUUAAUCACUAUAAUGUGUAUUCUCUGAAUGGGCAAUCUCAGUAUUCUGGACUUCAUAUCAUUGGUGUUCAGUUGGAGAAGCUGCAUGAGAGACUAAUGGCUCUUGAAUGUCAUUAGCAGUGACGUGUUAAUCUUUGGAAAAUGAAAUAUUGGUUCUUUUAAAAAAUAAAAUGCUUUAACUAUU